AGGAAGGACGGGCUGCAAGAUGGCGGCGCCGGAGGAGCGGCUCCUGUCGGACGGGGAAGGCGGCGCCCUGGGCUCGGCGCGGCUCUCCCCGCCCCCGGUCUCGGAGCCUCCCGAGGCUCUGGCGCCCUUGGAGCCGCCGCCUCAGAGCAACACGCUCAUGGGGCUGCCCAUCGUGGCAAUCGAGAGCAUCCUCAGUUUCCUGUCCUACGACGAGACGAGUCAGCUCCGCCUGGUUUGUAAGCGAAUGGACUUGGUUUGCCAGCGAAUGUUAAAUCAGGGAUUUCUGAAAGUGGAAAGAUACCACAACUUGUGUCAAAAGCAAGUUAAAGCUCAGCUUCCAAGAAGGGAGUCAGAAAGGAGAAACCAUUCAUUAGCUCGUCAUGCAGACAUCCUUGCUGCUGUAGAAACGAGACUCUCUCUGUUAAAUAUGACUUUCAUGAAGUAUGUGGAUUCCAAUCUCUGUUGCUUCAUACCUGGAAAGGUAAUAGAUGAAAUUUAUCGUGUGCUAAGGUAUGUAAACUCUACAAGAGCUCCUCAGAGAGCUCAUGAAGUUCUUCAAGAACUAAGGGACAUUUCCUCCAUGGCUAUGGAAUAUUUUGAUGAGAAGAUUGUUCCAAUACUGAAAAGAAAGAUGCCUGGGUCAGAUGUAUCGGGACGUCUGAUAGGAACUGCCCCAGGAACUUUAUUAAAAUCAACAUUCCCAAGCUCAAAUUCCAGUAUGGUUUUAGUACUUAGGAAGAGUGAUUCUAAAGAAGCAUGGAAAAUAAAUUCCUUUCUUCUAAAAAUUCCAGGGCCUUCUGCAGCACUGACAACAAUGCAGCUGUUCUCCAAGCAGAACCCUUCAAGACAGGAAGUCACCAAACUCCAGCAACAAGUAAAAGCAAAUGGCACGGGCUUGACAGCGCUAAAGCGGGAAAUCUCAGAGCUUCGCAUCAAAGUGCAAGAGCAACAGAAACAACUCCAAGAUCAAGAUCAGAAACUGCUAGAGCAAACCCAAAUCAUAGGUGAACAGAACGCGCGAUUGGCUGAGCUUGAACGCAAGCUGCGAGAGGUGAUGGAGAGCACCGUAGGAAAUUCUUCAGGUUCUGGCUCAAAUGAACAAUCUCCUAGAAAACGGAGGAAGACGGUUGAAUCCACAGACUGUCCUAGGAAAUCUAAACGCCUUCGAAACAGAAAAUAACUUGGGAGUAAAUGACACCUUCAGGAGGAUACACUGCUUUAGUAGCCCAAGCAGGUCUGCUUGUUUGGAUACUGUGACUAGCUUCAUGGUGUCACUUAGGCUGCUGGCUCUUCAAAACACCACUUAGACUUGAACAGUGAUUUUUUUUCAUUGAGACUUUUCCCCUGCUUUCUGUAUGGGUGGGCCUAAUGCACAGAUCUUUAAGAUUUGCAAUAGAUACCUACUAACCAGACCUGCUCUGUUAUGUUUUGAAGGGUUAAUCUUUUUUUCUGUGCAGAUGUGUUUAAAGUAAACUUAUUUGUGUUUUAUGCAUAUGUUCACAUAAAAUCUUAAAUAAAUUCAGUCUUAACUGAAAAAAAGUUAAGUGUAAAAACAGAUGUCCUGUUCACUUGAAGGAAAGAUCAACUUUUAAAAUCUUGUUUUGGAGACCUUGACCUUUUUUGUUACAAGUGACCUUGUCUGGAAUGUCUGAAAAGUAGUUAAUACUUUUUGGGGUUCUCUGUAAUGAGUAGAACUGACUUCUUAAGCUACAGUAUUGGCUAUAUAUUUUUGUAAACUUACAAGGAAGGGCCUUCUAUCCAGUCUUCACAUGCACACACCCUGGUUCUAGGUCUUGGGAGCCAUAUUCUCCAUUUGCAUGGAUAGAUGCAUGUACAGCUUAGUCAGCCUGCUCAAAGCACUUGCCUGAAAUUGUUCUUAAUACUCUCUGAGAGAGAGUACGGAGACCUAUAAAGCAAUUUCUUUGUUCCUCAGCCAUAACUUAGCAUCUGCUUUCAGCACAACUGCUUUCUUACAAAGCUAGUUGCAGGAGCAUUUGAACCUAGGCUAUCUGCAACUUUCGCUGCCUGUAAAUUGCAGGUAUUGUUAGCCAAAGCUGGAGAACCGAGAAGCUGCCUGUGCAUCGCUUGAUUCACAGGCCAACGUCUAAUAAGUAUCAGACAAACUGUCCCUACAAUAAGCAAGCUCAGGGGACACUGAAUGAAAUGCUGUAUUAUGGAAAAAAUUCAAUUGUUUUGUGUGUAUGUGUUGGGGGUGGGGUGGGUGGGUUGGAGAUUUCUCUGUAACAUUGAUGACAAUAUUCUAAGCUUUCCUUAUCCGAAAAGGCAAAUCACUUCAGACAAAGCUUUAAUUUCUUUUGCACUUCUGUUUUGAGCUUGUAACUGGAAAAGCAUGUCUUGCACUGUUCAGUCUCUCUGGUCACUUUAACAACCUCAGAGUUGUGUACAGUGAAUUUUUUUUUCCCCACCCCAUCUGUAUAUUUUUGGAACCUUAUACAAAUACCAUCGUCCCUGGUUUUCUUUUAAUGUACUAAACUAUGUAGCUUUAUCAUUUGACUUACAUUUUCUUUUUUUAAUCAGCUGCUGCUCUGGGUUUAGGUGGUACGGAAUUCAACUUGGUAUGGCACUGAAAAUGCAAAUGCUGUGUUUGGAGCGGUUCAAAAUCUUGAUGUUAUUACCAUGAAUUGAAGUGCAAGUUACUCUUAAUGUUUUUGUAUGGCUGUCAGCAUAACAUAGUGGUUGUAUUUAAAUCACCAAACAAAUCAGAAAUUGUCUGGUCAAAUGUCAUGUAAUUGUGGGAAAACUGUCAGUAGUAGCUGACACUUCAGCUACAAUUUUUACUUCUAAAACGUAUUCACUCGUAUGAGAAGUAGUGUUGCAAAUGCCUAAUUUUUGGCAGACAUUUAAUUUUCAAAUAAACUUGUUGGCUAGUUUGAGUCUUUUUAAAAAAAAAAUAAAAGUUAUCAGGGGUAAAGGUUAA
Molecule: messenger RNA, 2938 nt
Organism: Phalacrocorax carbo (great cormorant)
Lineage: Eukaryota; Metazoa; Chordata; Aves; Suliformes; Phalacrocoracidae
Source: RefSeq, a predicted model, not a curated record